AUGUGGUUGCCUUGGGCAUUAGCGCAAAGACACACUCUGGUUCAACAGUCUGCAAUUGGUGAGGGUGCUGUUCUAUCGACCAUAAAAGUAAACUCUAGUUGUUUCAUCGACCGUGCUGGAAGUAAUUUAAAGGAGCUUCUUGUCAUAAAGUCUAUUUUUUCUAAAGAAAGAAAUGGGUAUGGACUUUUUCUUGGAAGAGAAGCUUUGUCU
Messenger RNA from Dentiscutata erythropus, 210 nucleotides. Lineage: Eukaryota; Fungi; Glomeromycota; Glomeromycetes; Diversisporales; Gigasporaceae. The record is from the annotation of a GenBank genome assembly.